AUGGCGAAAGCUCGUAGGCGCAACCUCCGCGCACCUGCUUCCGCCUCACCGUCACCCAUCACAACUCGGUCGCAACAGCAACAACGACGACGCCCCGCCACCUCUCGCGACGGAUCCGUCGACAUCGAUAAAGCCAUCGCAGCAGCCAAAAACCCUUUCGAUGGCGUCUAUCUCGAUUCGGAUGCAGAGGCUGAUGCCGUCGAACAACUCGAUCUGAAAUCCUUUAUUGACAUGACUUCGCAUUCUUCCAAUUUUGCUCCCCUCGUUUCUGCUGCUGCUGCUUCUGCUACUCAUCGUUCUCGCGAUACAUCUCGUUGCUGCGUUUCCACCGACCAUGCCUCCCCUCUUGCCGAAUACGCUUUGGAUCAACUCUCGCAGGAACAACAAUCGAGCGCAUCUUUGCCCGCACGCAAUGUCGUCAACUUCCUCCGCAACAAAUCCGGCAUCAAAACCCGCGUAGGCGCACUCAACGGUAAACGUGUCGAUUACUUUAAAGGCUCUGCCGCCGUCAAAGCUCUCCUUUCCCCCGUCUAUGCUAAACUCAAAGACGUCCCCAAAGUCGCCACAAAAGAGGAAGCAGAAGAGGCACUGCACAACAUUAUCCCCUAUGCCUUCUUCCUUCGUGUCGAUCGCGGGGCUUCCACCGGUGGUAAGGAUUCGCCGAAAGUGGUGGAGAUCAACCAGCAACAGAUGUUUAAGAGCGACCAGUACUACGUUUGGCUCUACGAGGGUUCUCAACUGGGCUUGAAAUUGGCAGGGUUGGGAAUGGUAGGUGUGAUGUUGGCCGGUGUAAUGUUCCCCUUGUGGCCACCGACAAUGAGGUUGGGGGUUUGGUAUUUGUCAGUGGCAGCGUUGGGAUUGAUUGGGUUCUUCUUUGUGAUUGCGAUCAUUAGGUUGAUCUUUUGGUUGAUUACCGUGGUGGUGGCGAAACCGGGUAUUUGGAUCUUCCCGAAUCUGUUUGAGGAUGUUGGGUUUGUUGACUCGUUCAUUCCGCUUUGGGCUUGGGAUGUGCCUCCGCCGCCGAAGAAGAAGUCCAAGUCUGACUCGUCAGGUGCAGCGGGUGCCGGGGAGAAGAAGAAAGCAUCAGCAUCAGCUGCAAGUGGAGUGCGGGCGAGGGCAAGACAACAAGUUUUGUCCGGAUUGGGUGGUGCAGGUCCUACUGCUCCUCCUAGCCCUCCUAAGGCUCCUCAACAGGCUGCACAGUCGACUCCGGCUAAAAACCACGCUGCUCAGAGCAAUGGAAGUAGCAGCAGUCAGGGAAUUGGUAGUAGUGGUCCUGGUGCCGGUCAUAGUUUGGAUGACAUCAACUAA
Ustilago hordei is the source of this 1311-nucleotide messenger RNA. RefSeq lists its product as uncharacterized. Gene Ontology annotation, cellular component: endoplasmic reticulum; endoplasmic reticulum membrane. The record is from RefSeq and is a predicted model, not a curated record. Gene Ontology annotation, biological process: post-translational protein targeting to membrane, translocation. The transcript has a single exon. The coding region runs from base 1 to 1311 and encodes 436 amino acids. Lineage: Eukaryota; Fungi; Basidiomycota; Ustilaginomycetes; Ustilaginales; Ustilaginaceae.